AUGGUCUCCAAGACCCGCAAGCAGCGCCAGAAGAAGAAGGCCACUAUGCAGGCCAACGGCGGCGUUCUCCCCCUGGUGGUGCCAAGCGUGCCCAAGUCGGUGCACCUGAAGAAGACACGGCCCAGCAUGAAGGGCAAGAUGAAGAUCCGGCUCGGGCUUGAGUCCCCUAUUGACAUCUACAACGGCUUCGAUGAACGCAAAGGUGUGUUGUGGCGGUGCCCCAGCUGCGGGAAGGAGUGCCGCGUAGUGGGCUUCUGUGUCGACUGCGCUUCCGGCGUGAAGUCAAAGACGCAUACAGGCCAGCUGAUGAGGCGGGCGAGCACGAAGAAGGACUCUGUGCAGACGAGGGCGCCAAAGCUGCGCAUCAAGGCAAAGAGUAAGACGAUGAAGCUGAAGGGUAAACGGUAG
Messenger RNA from Leishmania braziliensis MHOM/BR/75/M2904, 408 nucleotides. RefSeq lists its product as hypothetical. The transcript has a single exon. Lineage: Eukaryota; Euglenozoa; Kinetoplastea; Trypanosomatida; Trypanosomatidae. The record is from RefSeq and is a predicted model, not a curated record. Bases 1 to 408 code for a protein of 135 amino acids.